AUGGCAUCAUUACAAAGAGCUUCAUCUCAAAACCCCCAGAGUUUUCUGCAUUUCACCCAUCCAAACCAUCCUGUUACUGAGUGCUACGUAGCACAAGAGUACUUAUGUGAUGCCUGCCACACUUUAGGGCAAGGAAGGAGCUACCAUUGCCCCAUGUGCAACUUUGUUCUACACGAGUAUUGUGCCAUGUGUCCCCCCACCAUCAACUUUCACCUGCACCCUCAGCACGUGUUAACCCUCGUGAAUCAACAAGGUAUGGGACGCGUGUGCAAUCUAUGUGGUGAAAACGUCGACGGAUUAUUUUUCACUUGUCCCGCCGGUGAUUUUGAUGUGCAUCCUCUUUGCACCCAAGUGGUGCCACAGGUGCAACACGCAUGCCAGCCACAUCACCUCUUGACGCUCCAGCCAGGGAAGCAUAGGUGGUGUAAGGUGUGUCUUCACAUGUGCACGUUGUGGCGGUACAGGUGUGACGCUUGCAACGUUGACAUCCAUCUGGAAUGUGCUUUUGGGCCACCGAAGGAGCCCUUAGGGGUUCCGCCGCCAACUCCUAGCACCGGUUAUGAGUUCGGAGUCCCAGCCCAAGGGCCCAUGGGCCAUGUUGGACACCACGUCCAACGUGGUGGGGCUGUCCAAGGGAGUUGGAGGAGAAGGAUUUACUCUGCGGUGGGUAAGGUUGCAACGAGCGUGCUGAUUAGUUCCGUGCUGGGAGUCCCGACGGGCAUACUGUGA
Molecule: messenger RNA, 729 nt
Organism: Theobroma umbraticum
Lineage: Eukaryota; Viridiplantae; Streptophyta; Magnoliopsida; Malvales; Malvaceae
Product: protein VACUOLELESS GAMETOPHYTES-like
Source: RefSeq, a predicted model, not a curated record